Cottoperca gobio is the source of this 2552-nucleotide messenger RNA. RefSeq names its product solute carrier family 19 member 1 (gene slc19a1). Bases 438 to 2015 code for a protein of 525 amino acids. The transcript is spliced from 6 exons. The record is from RefSeq and is a predicted model, not a curated record. Gene Ontology annotation, molecular function: folate:monoatomic anion antiporter activity; folic acid binding. NCBI's taxonomy places the organism in Eukaryota, Metazoa, Chordata, Actinopteri, Perciformes, Bovichtidae. Gene Ontology annotation, biological process: folate transmembrane transport. Gene Ontology annotation, cellular component: plasma membrane; apical plasma membrane; basolateral plasma membrane.
AAAACUGCAGAACUACAUUUCCCAGAAGUCUAUGCGAUGACAGAAGAGUGAGAUAGCUCAUUAAGCGCUGCAGCUUCAGAUGGAGCACACGAGGUUAACAAUGACACCAGACCCAGCCGCUGGAUAGGUUGCUGUCAGAAAAUGUCACAGUGUGGAAAUGAGCAAAGGUCAACAUUUUCUCCAACAUGCGAAUUGCAGCAUGUUGCAUUUUAACCACCUUGUCAUCACCCUGUUAAAUGGUUCAUUUACACCAUUGUAGUAUUCUCUGGCAUGGGGAGGCAGCUUGAUUGAAACCCAAAACAGUUGGGUCUUCACAUUUGUUUCACCAUUUCAAGUAGGAACUGUGCCGCUUUUCCCGUCAAAACAAAUCCCCACAUGGUGAUUUGACACAGCAGAAAAAGUUACACUCUGCGUCACAGAGUGGUCCGGCGGACACAAUGGUAGCAGAUGACACAGCAGGAAGUGGGGACAGAUCAGAGGGGGAGAAAGAAAUGGACCUGAAGCCGCCUGCACCUGAAGACAGCGAAGGACAUAAAGAUGGAGACGUAGAGAUGGUUGUCUCUGCUUCGGAGUGCCCGACUCCCUCCGAAGGUCCCCCAGAGGAAGUCGCAGAGCCCCGAAAGUGGAAGUGGUCCGUAAUAUUCUUGUGUCUCUUUGGGUUUAUGGUGUCGAUAAAGCCCGGGGAGCCCUUCAUUACACCAUAUCUACUCAGCACUGAGAAGAACUUCACCAGGGAACAGGUGACCAAUGAGAUCACUCCUGUGCUCACGUACUCCUACAUGGUCGUGCUGGUGCCGACCUUCCUGCUCACAGAUUUCCUGCGCUACAAGCCGGUCCUGAUCAUCCAGGGCAUCAGCCAGGUGGUCAUCUGGCUCAUUCUGCUCCUGGGCACCAGUCUCGUCGAGAUGCAGAUGAUGGAGUUAUUCUACGGCAUCACCAUGGCCUGCCGCGUGGCCUACUCCUCCUACAUCUUCUCCCUGGUCAGCCCAGCUCUCUACCAGCGCGUGGCCGGAUACUCGCGCUCCGCAGUCCUCUUGGGGGUGUUCACCAGCUCAGUGCUGGGCCAGCUGUUCAUAUCCGUGGGCAACGUCAGCUUCUACACCCUCAACACUAUAUCUUUGGGCUUUGUCAGCUUUGGUCUGACUCUCUCGCUGUGCCUGCCCUGGCCUAAACGCUCCCUGUUUUUUAACCGGACACAGAAUCAGGAGCAAAAGGAAGUGGCGGCAGUAGCCACCAAAUCGGAACUGGACAUAAUGAACCCAAAAGAGAGCUCCGCAUCACGCUGGAAGGAUUCUGUCUUUGUGCAGAUGCUGCUGGAGGUGAGAAAUGUGGUGAGGAGGCCCAACCUGAGGCUCUGGUCCCUGUGGUGGGUGUUCAACUCCACAGGGUACUACCUGGUGCUGUUCUACGUUCACAUCCUGUGGAACAAAGUCUACCCGGCCACUGAGAACAAGAAUAUUUACAACGGGGGAGUGGAGGCAGCUUCUACCCUGCUGAGUGCAAUAGCUUCCUGCAUCGCUGGCUUUACGAAAAUCCGGUGGAACGUCUGGUCCGAGCUGGUCAUCGGCGUCAUCACAGCACUGCAGGCAGGUCUGCUGCUCCUCAUGCUCAACACAGACAACAUUUGGGUCUGCUACACUGCCUACGUGCUCUUCAGAGGCUUCUACCAGUUCCUGGUGCCGAUUGCCACUUUCCAGAUAGCCUCGUCACUCACCAAGGAGCUGUGUGCCUUAGUGUUUGGCAUCAACACGUUUUUAGGGACCAUGCUGAAGAGCAUCAUCAAUCUGAUAUUUUCUGACAAGAGAGGCCUGGCGUUGGACGUGCACGCUCAGUUCCUGGUGUACUUCGUUUACUUCACCAUUCUCACUGUCGUCUACCUCGUCUGUGCUGCUGUGGUCAUCUUCCGUCACUAUAGAAACCAGGCCAGCGAACAAGCGGCGCCCACAGAGCUCAGCCCCGUGGCUGCAGGUACGGAGGCAGAACCUUUGUCUAACGGCAAAAGUGCCCGAGCCUAAUGACCAGACACUAGUCUCGCUCUGUUUUCUAUUAAUAUCGUAUGUAGAUUUUAUCUAAUGAGCUCUUCAGACUCAGCGGGAUCAAUCAUUUAACCCUCUGAUGUUCAUGGAGGGUUUCAGUGUUCGCUCCUGAGCCUUAAUCAUAGAAGUGCCUCCUCUGCCUGAAGCUCCUGCACUACACCGGUCAUACAGACGGGGACAGUUUUACAUUUUUGAUGUAACUGAAAAGAGUAAAUUGUACUUUUUUUUUAAAUUUCAUACAAGCUUUCACAUUGAGCCAAAUCAUAUCGGACAGAGAGGGAUCAUUAACAGAACGGCCAGAAUUAAGCUUUGUGUUUGUAGUGUUUGUACCGGAUGCUGAGCUGUCAUUUUUUCAGCGACUGGGGAUUCAAAGCAAAGGUUGAUGAUUACUAUGUGAUCACUAAGUGUUACUUUAAAAUCUUUUCUUUCCUUCACACUCCUAUUGUACCUAAUGUUACAGGACGAUGAUUCAGUGUUUGUGCCAAUUUGAAAAGCAAUUAUCCAGAUGAGUAUUAA